UGGCUGCAGUAAGAAAAAGACACCACCAUUUCCUCGCAUUCGCACCACAGCACAGAGCCAUCCACAUCCACCCAGUCAGUCGUCGGACCAGCCAAAACAAAGAACUGCGUAAAAUCAAUUUUGUGCCAGUGAAAAACGGACAUUUCGGGUGAAAAUUCUCCGCUAAAGUCGUGAAAGUAGGUUCCAACGGUAGCGCAGACCCAGUGCCACAAUGCUCGACCUGGAGGUGGUUCCGGAACGGUCGCUCGGAUGCGAUAAUUGGGAGUUCAUUCUCGGCAUGCACUUUUCCCAAGCUGUAGCAAUCAUACAGUCUCAGGUGGGAAUCAUCAAGGGCGUGCAAGUGUUGUACUCCGAUACGACUCCUCUCAACGUCGACAUCAUCAUCAACCUGCCCCAGGAUGGCAUUCGUCUAAUCUUCGAUCCGGUUCAGCAGCGGCUGAAAGCGAUCGAAGUGUUCAACAUGAAGCUGGUCAAACUGAAGUACUACGGCCUUCCGUUCAACUCGCCCGAAGUGGUUCCCUCGAUCGAGGAGAUCGAGCAUUCCUUUGGCGCUACCCACCCGGGAGUGUACGACGCUUCCAAGCAGCUGUUUGCGCUGCACUUCCGCGGCUUGAGUUUCUACUUCCCGGUGGACAGCAAACUGCAACCCGGCUACGCCCACGGGCUGGGUUCGCUGCAUUUCCCCAGCGGUGCAUCGCCGAUCGUGUCCAAGAUGGCUCUCUAUUGCGGUGGAAGCGUCGCGGAUAGUCGGCCUCCGCCGCUGCCGUUGUCCUGCUACAACCAACAGCUGUAUCUGGAGUCGGCCUCUGUGCUGAGAAAUUCGGCCGGCACUCGGGGUAUCCGUUUGCAGCUGUACACGGAAGGAUCUCCCCGUGCAUUGGAACCCAGGAAGCAAUGCCUGACCCGGGAAGUGAUUUUCGGCGAUAGCUGCCAGGAUGUUGCUAGUAAUCUUGGUGCUCCCUCUAGAGUGUUCUUUAAAAGCGAAGAUAAGAUGAAGAUCCAUUCGCCGAGCGCUCACCGUCGUGUACAGUCGAAACGAAGCGAUUUCUUCUUCAACUAUUUCACGCUCGGAAUUGAUGUCCUAUUCGAUGCCAGGACGCAGCGUGCGAAGAAGAUCAUCUUGCACACAAACUAUCCGGGACAUUACAACUUCAAUAUGUAUCACCGGUGCGAAUUCAAUCUUCAGUUAGCGCCAGACAAGGUAACUGAAGACACCCCGCUGGAUUCGCCGGUCAACAUCUCGGCGUACUCCAAGUGGGACACCAUUUCGUCCCGGUUGGCUCCGGCCGAACGCCCGGUUGUGCUGCACCGGGCCGGUUCGACCAACACGGCCAACGUUUUCGGGUCGACCUUCUGCUACGGCUAUCAGGACAUCAUAUUCGAGGUAAUGCCCAACAACUAUAUCGCCUCGGUUACACUGUACCAUCCGGCGCCGUACUCGAACGAGUAUGCUUUCGGGAGCGGCAGCAGUGCUGCCAGCAGUGUUAGCAAUAGCACCCGCAAUUUGCUGCAGGACGGCAACAAAAGUAACAUCCGGGUCAGCGCAUGACCGGCCAUCAGCUUCAAUGAGCUGAUUCUUGAUGGACGGUAUCUGAGCUGUGUUAACUAGUUCUCGGAGCUGGCAUUCUUUCUAAAGACGUGCAUGGACACAAUAUUUCUUAGUGGGAUUACGUCGGAAGGUAUUUACUUCUCCUUCCGUUUAGCUGGUAAGUCCAAAUAUUUUUCUAUUUUAUUUCUAAGCUAGACACCAUCGAAUAAGACGCAGUAGUAGAUUGUUUCAAGUAGGGUAUUGGUUCGCACAUAUUGUAUGUGCAUUGCUCUUUCUCAUUUGAAACAAGAACCAUCGUAACUUAUUCAUAAUUCUUAAACAAAAUUAAGAAAAAAAAAGCAUAAAAAAAGUUUAAAAAGUAUUUAAUUUACUACCGCAUAUGCGGCAGUAGUGUACGAAAAAAAGUAUAAAUGUGAUUCAAAAUUCUUUUAUUUUUAAAAGAAGGCAAAAAUAGACUAAAUAAAACUCGUAGAAAAGCUCU
Aedes albopictus (Asian tiger mosquito) is the source of this 2030-nucleotide messenger RNA. Its product is annotated as PHAF1 protein CG7083. The record is from RefSeq and is a predicted model, not a curated record. The transcript is spliced from 5 exons. Gene Ontology annotation, biological process: Golgi to plasma membrane protein transport. Lineage: Eukaryota; Metazoa; Arthropoda; Insecta; Diptera; Culicidae. Bases 212 to 1549 code for a protein of 445 amino acids. Gene Ontology annotation, cellular component: trans-Golgi network.